UGUCUUCAGAUGAUCCUGCAUGCUGUCGCCACACCGACCACCAGAAAAACUCCUUCUGGGCUGUUGAGCAUUUCUGAUCCGUCUCUAGUGAACCCAGUUCUGGAGUCCGACGGAUCUCUGAGCCGAGCCAAGAUUUUACUCCAAAAGAGGAAGAGGAGACGAUCUUCACUGCUGGGAUCUUCGUCUGAAAUCAUCGGCUGCAGUUUCUGAUUUUCUCGGAACGUUUUCAGCCGUCAGUGAUGAAAAUCAACAUCCUGGGGACCAAAGUCCAUGUGGUCCUGGUGUUUCUGGGGACGCUGUGUGUCCUGCUGCUGUUUGGGUGCAUUGGGGUAAUCUCUUGGGGCGGUUGGAAAAUGAACCAACAGGAUGCAGCUCUGGCUCAUUUAAGUAAUCUGAAAAACCUAAAUGAAACAUUACAGGAAGAAACUGAGAAACUCAGCCAAAAAGUGGAGAACCUAAAUGAAAAAUCACAGAAUGAAACCAAGAAACUCAGCAGCCAAUUGGAGAACCUAAAUGAAAAAUUACAGGAAGAAACUGAGAAACUGAACCAGACCAUCCAGUUAAUCCAGAAAUUCAAGGCCUUCCUGUUCAAUGAGCAAUGCAACUACAAAGAGUGUCUGCCGUGUCAGACAGGUUGGAUCUACUUCAGUGAUUCUUGUUACUUAUUCAGUAAUGUUGAGAGGACCUGGGAUGGAAGUCGUUGGUUCUGUCAGAACAAAUCUGCUGAUCUGGUUGUUAUUAAUAAUCAGCAGGAACAGGAAUUCAUUUAUGGAAACAUAAACACAAACAAACUCUACUGGUUGGGACUACGGAAUUAUGGGAGAUAUGUGAAUUCUGUUUUGGAGAUGGACUGA
Molecule: messenger RNA, 854 nt
Organism: Gambusia affinis (western mosquitofish)
Lineage: Eukaryota; Metazoa; Chordata; Actinopteri; Cyprinodontiformes; Poeciliidae
Product: C-type lectin domain family 12 member A-like
Exons: 7
Coding region: 240-854 (204 amino acids)
Source: RefSeq, a predicted model, not a curated record